Molecule: messenger RNA, 1428 nt
Organism: Pelagomonas calceolata
Lineage: Eukaryota; Pelagophyceae; Pelagomonadales; Pelagomonadaceae
Source: the annotation of a GenBank genome assembly
AUGCGACCCCUGCUCGCCGUCGCCGCGCUGGCAUCGAACGCAGUAGCACUGGCACCGUACGCCAAGCAGAUCAAACUCGCACAGCCAGAGCUGCAGUCGUGGCUCGCGCGCGACGUCGGCCGCCGCCGCCAGGAGCUGCAAGCGCUGGCGUGGCUUGGCCGCGCGCACCGCGUGCUCCCGAAUCUGUUCGACAAAGUGUUCACGAUCGACCGCUACGCCAACGCGCCGUGGUACGCGUGCGACGACGGCAGGACUUAUGGCACGCUCAAGACGGGCACGGCAGUCGUCGCCCGCGGCGUGCCCGUGUCCUUCUCGCUCUCGGGCGACGGCGCGAAGAUGACGGUCUCGGGGCUGGGCUGCGACAUCCUGCCGCGCAUACCGGCGAACGCGUCAGUAAUGGAAGAACGCGAUGCGGAGCGCCUCUGCCAGCAGCUGGUCGCGUCGAAGCGCAUAUUGAUUGACGCCAUCGAAACGGCGGUCUUCGACGUCCUCGAGCCCGCGCUCGCGGGAGGGCCGACGUUCGAGGCGACGGGAGAUGUGGUGGAGUUCACGCCACGACGCGACCUCUUCGCCCGCGAGGGAAGUAGCGAGAAGUGGCUCCAGUGCGUCUCUGAGUACUACUUCGCGGCGGCGUCGCUGCAGGAGGUUGUAGCUGUUGGUAGCGACGUGCGGUUUGUGUUCUACUACGACGCGACCGAACCGCUGAAUUCCGAGGAUCUGCGAAGAAACGUCAAUCCCGAGAUCAUCUGCUGUCGCCUGCCGGAGGCCGACGGCGCGGCGCGGGCGUCACUCUCCUGCGUGUUUGUAGUGCUGCUGGUGCUGCUGGUGCUGCUCGAGCCCUCGAGCGCGACGCGAUCCACACGUCGAGCACCAGUCGCAAGACGAGGCCGCCUCCUCGUCUUCGCGUCGAUUCUCGCUUCCAGCAGCGCGCUUAAACCACUAACGACGCCGCCGCGCCUCGUCAUCCUCGCCGGCCUCCCGGGCAGCGGCAAGAGCAGUCUCGCCGCGGCGCUGGAAAAAAGAGGCUGGGCCGUCGUGAACCAGGAUUCCCUCGGAAAUCGGAGGAAAUGCGAGCGGGCCUGCGCGCGCGCGUUCGAGCGCGGCGACCGCGUCGUUAUUGAUAGAUGCAACCACGACCGGGCGCAGCGGGCGCACUGGACGCGGAUUCUGGAAAGGGCGGGCGGCGGUUACAAAGUUGCGGUCUGGCUGACGACGCCCGUCGAUUCUUGUGUGGAGCGCGUCCUCGCACGGCCCGCGCACCCGACGCUGGCCGGGCCCGGCGCCGAGAAGGUCGUGCGGAAUUUUGAAAAAAGCUUCGACCCGCCCGGUGAGGACGAGGUCGACGCGAUCAUCAAACUCGCGCCAACGGACGACUACGACGCCGUCGCCGCGGCGCUCGACCCGUGUAUGUGAUACUAGUAACCCAGC